CAUACAGGUCCACGCCCGCCCGCCCGCCCGCCCAUAGAGCUCGCCGCCUCCCUCCUUCCCUCCCUGUCUCCUUCCCCGCCUCUCUCUCGUCGUCGUCCCCCGCAGCGCCGGCCGAAGCAAAGCACGGGGACUCAACCGCCGCCAUGAGCUACUACGGCCAGCAGCAGCCCCCCGUCGGCGUGCCUCCACAGCAAGGGUAUCCAGGGAAAGAAGAGUACCCGCCGGCAGGCUACCCUCCGGCCGGGUACCCACCGCCGGGGCAGGGACAGGGCUACCCUCCCCAGGGAUACCCGCCGCAGCAGGGGGGUUAUCCGCCACAGCAGGGUGGGUAUCCGCCGCAGCAAGGCUACCCGCAGCAAGGGUACCCACAGCAGGGGUACCCGCCUCAGUACGCGCAGCAGCCGCCGCGGCAGCAGCAGAGCAGCGGCCCGUCCUUCAUGGAGGGAUGCUUGGCCGCCCUUUGUUGCUGCUGUCUGUUGGAUGCUUGCUUCUAAGUUGAAUUCUAAGCGACAGGGAAGAGAUUUGGUGCAGCUGCUAUGUGCUCCAUAUUGGAAAAUUGGAUUGGCUUGUUGAUUAAUAGUAGUACUACUUCUUAGAGGAGAUUACAAGAACUCCUUACCGUCAUGUUUGUAUGUUCAGAUGAUUGGUGUACCUUUUCGCAUUAAAAAAGAUGUUUGUUGUAA
Triticum urartu is the source of this 683-nucleotide messenger RNA. RefSeq lists its product as uncharacterized. The record is from RefSeq and is a predicted model, not a curated record. NCBI's taxonomy places the organism in Eukaryota, Viridiplantae, Streptophyta, Magnoliopsida, Poales, Poaceae. Gene Ontology annotation, cellular component: plasma membrane.